Messenger RNA from Pogona vitticeps (central bearded dragon), 2994 nucleotides. Lineage: Eukaryota; Metazoa; Chordata; Lepidosauria; Squamata; Agamidae. The record is from RefSeq and is a predicted model, not a curated record.
UUUACAAUCCAUUUUUCCUCUUUCUGGAGACGGUUGGUAUCGCGAGAUUUCGCCGCGUCCUGGUUGCUGCAGCAACAGCGACGCUCGUUCCUACCCCGGGCCGGGGCAUACGGCCGGGCUCUAGUUGCUUCGGGAAGCAUCGGCGACAUCCUAGAAUUGAGGUAAACACGUUUGGCUUCUUAAAGGAGAUGGCUGACCCAGCAAAGGAAGGAAAUGACCUGGAUAUAGCAGAUGCUGAGAAGCAAAGUACAGAGAACACCUCUGAAACGAAACAAACAGAUUCUAUAGGCACUGAAGAAGAGCAGAUAGGGGUAGCAGAGUUGGAUGAAGCUACUUUGCCUAUAAAAGAGGAACAAGCCUCAGAUGUGGCAACUGGUGAAUCAGAUGCCACCAAGGAAUUGGUGGAGGAACGGAAGACUGCUGAGGAACAGGCCACUGCUGAAGAAGCAGUGCAGGAUCCAGAUGCUGCUGAGAAAUCAGUUGAUGGCCUUGCCACUGCUGAGGAACCAGCCCAAGGACCUGAUGGUACCCAGGAGCCAACCCCUGUUAGGGAUCUGGCUCAAAGCCCAGCUGCUGAUGAGGAACAAGUUCAGGGACUGACUGUUGCCAAGGAACUUCUGGAGGCGUUCAAUGCAGGGCAAAAAGAAGAAGAAGAAUCCCAUACAGAAACCCAAGAUGGAAUCCCAGAGGUUCAGAAAGAUAUUUCACAGGUCGAAGAACCUGCUGUUGAAAUUAAGCCAACUGAAGAUGGCACAGGUGCCCCGAUAAUUGAAACAACCCCAGAUGCUGCUGAAAGUGUUUCAGAAAAACAUCUUCACUUUGCAGCAUAUGGCUUAAUGGAAAAUUUGGCAAGUCAGAAAACAGAGUUUCCAGAAAUUAUAAGAGACCCUACUGUAACAGUUAAAUUCAUGCUGCAUCCUGACAUCCAGAUUUUCACUAAGGAUUUUGCCAUUAACCGAACUGUGGAGCAUAUCAAACAAUACUUUGUAACACGACUAAAAAUACCACUGAACUUUUUACAGAUUAUGUUGCUAGGGAGAAUAAUCGAAAAUGAUGAAACCCUGUGGAGGCUCGGGGCUCGGCCUAAUGGCACUAUCCAAGUUGAUUUGUUUUCUCUUGAUGAAGACAACUUUCCAAUUCAGGCACAUAAACUCCUACAUGAAUUCUACAUGGCUGAUGUUAUAACUGUUAGAGUACAAACAGAUUCAGACACAGUUCAGGAGGUAGAUGUUGAGAUCAAACGACCAACUUUUCAGAAACCAUUUCUGGGUGGCUUUAGACAUAAGCUAACUGGCACAGAGUACCAUAAUGCAGGAUCUCAGACAGAUCCCAAAAAACAUCCAGAUAAAGGAUAUGAAGAAUUCUGUAGGUCAACACAGACAGUUGUUGAGAAGAGACGGCUACAGCAGACCAGAAAUACAACUUCCACCCAGAUGACUAAAAUUGGUGUCUAUGUAUCAAAUAUUACUGAUAAACUUAUAGAACCAAAGGAAUAUGUGACAGCUGAAGAAUACCAUGCAAAACGACUUAAGGCUACAGUUGUAAUACAAACCUAUCACCGGCGAUGGCUAGCUAAGAAUAUAGUUAAAAAACUAAAAGAAGAACUGAGGUUGAGACUAGAAUGGGAGGCAGAAGAAGAGCGAAGAAAAGAAAGAGAGCAAGCAAAAAGACUGCUAAGGGAAUAUAAUCGAAGGAUGUACCCGAUAACAAAGGAUGACUUUGAAUUACUCUAUCAUGCUUUAGAAUUAUGGAGGCAAGAGGAGCUUGAGCGCAUCAACAGCACUUUCACUGGAGCUGAACGGAAGGCAGCUCUCUAUGCGCUUUUAGAAAAAGAGGCCCAGCUGAUUGCUUCCAUUGGGAGACACAAAAUACAUGCAGAUGAAGAGAACCAGCAAAAAGCAAUCCUGUCCUUUCUGGAAAAGUGUGCGGCACCCAAAAAAUGGAAAGCGUUUGAUGGCAAAAUAACAGAAAUGGAUACCCAGUUCACACUGCGUGCCAGGGAAUUGCUUGAAAUCUACCGCAGUAUUAGUAUGAAAGACCUUCCUCAAGAUGAACGGCUGGAUGUAUUGCUCACGCUGAAGCAUACAGUGAAGGAACAUGAGUGCAAACUCACACAAGAAAUAGUAGAAUUAAUUGACAGAGAAGCAGACCUCAUGAUGCGGGCAGUGAAGGAAUGUAAUUUACAAGGACUUCGACAAAGAAUAUGUACUUUAUUUCUUCAGUAUAUUAAAACGCCACUUUUUAACCCAGAGGUUGCCAGACUUCUCAAGGUCCCACCAGAUCCAAUGAAGUUGUAUCAAAACAUCUAUUUUUGCCUUGGAUGCAAAAGGUAUCUGCCUUCAACGGAUUUUGCCAUAUCUGCUAGUUCUCACACAGUUGGCCGAUGUUGCAUGUGUUGCAAGUUGGAUAAUGAGGCUCGAAAGCGGGAAGCUUUUUUGAAGUACAAGCGCAUGCUCCGAAAUCUGCAAGAAUCUGAAGUGAAUUAUGAUGACGGUGCCAAGAUUGCUUUUGUAAUACAGCAACAAGACCUUCACUACAUGGUUGAAAAUUUCUGGGGUUCUCAGUCAGCUCUUAGCGCCUGGGAUGAUCUCUAUGAUCUGGUCAUGGUCAGGUGGAAUAAGCAUCAGGAGUGGUCUCCCUGGAACUGUAUUCUCCUCAGAAAGGAUGAAGCUGAGGUUCAUCUCAAACUGAAAGAUCUUGAAAAGGCUUAUGAAAAGGUGUUUAUUCAUAGGAUAAAACACAAGCAUAUCCUUGCAAGGAACUAUUUUUCUCAGUUUCCAGAGCUAGUAGCAGCUUUGCAUAAAGACGACAAGCAGACCAAUACAGAUGAUCUUUUGGUAACAAAGGCUUUAACACCUGGUCCGUCAAAUCAACCCUUUCAGAAGAGUGUCCACUCAUCUGCUACUUGAAGAAACAAUCUAUCUUUGAUUGUUUGGCUUUUCAUUUUGAAAAUUAAACCUAUUUGGCAUGCAACCUUUAUUUAAAAAUUAUUUU